Molecule: messenger RNA, 3978 nt
Organism: Cyprinodon variegatus (sheepshead minnow)
Lineage: Eukaryota; Metazoa; Chordata; Actinopteri; Cyprinodontiformes; Cyprinodontidae
Gene: chn2
Product: chimerin 2
Exons: 13
Coding region: 468-1865 (465 amino acids)
Biological process (GO): signal transduction; positive regulation of GTPase activity; regulation of small GTPase mediated signal transduction
Molecular function (GO): GTPase activator activity
Source: RefSeq, a predicted model, not a curated record
GAGAAAAAAAACCACCAGGAUUUUUGAAGUGACAGAAAAAAGUGGGUCGUUUUCUCUUUCCCUCUUUUGCUUUCAAACUUUCGCUUUAAGAAGGCGCGCCUACGCUGCGGUGUGUUCAUCGCAGCCCUUAAAGUGGCACAUGGAAACCAGAGCUUAUCUGUGCAUGCAGGAACCGUGUGCGGAGAGCCUUCAGUGAGGCUGAUCCACGGAGCGCGUUUUGGUCCAAUCGUGGGUAAAUGCGGCAGCCCCUUGCAGUGCUGCGGGAAGUCAAGGUGGGAAAUAAGGAUCAGCAGAUUCCGACAGACGGACGGAGGGGUGUUGGGUUUGGGAUUAUAAAGGUGGUAUGAAAUAAUCAGCCGUCAGAAGAAGUGCUGUGCACUGAAGUGGCAUGGAGGCACCGCCGGGGACCAGCUGCUGUCAGCCCACCUUGGCCAACUGGGAGUGAACCAGUCACCAAACUGGUUGGGAUGGCAGCAUCCAGCACUUCAAGCCUCUCAGGUUCAUCGGUUUCCUCUGAUCCUGAUGACUAUCAGCCACCCAUAUGGAAGUCGUACUUGUACCAGCUCCAGCAGGAAGCUCCGAGACCAAAGAGGAUCACAUGUCCUCAGGAGAUGGAGAGCAGACCCAAGUACUAUGGCAGAGAAUUCCAUGGCAUGAUAUCUCGAGAAUAUGCAGAUGAGCUGCUGGCAGGUAAAGAGGGUGCUUACCUCAUCAGGGAGAGCCAAAGACAGCCUGGGACUCACACCUUGGCCUUAAGCUUUGGACACCAGACUCUGAAUUACAGACUCUUUUAUGAUGGGAAGCACUUUGUCGGUGAGAAGAGGUUUGAGUCCGUCCACGACUUGGUGACGGACGCCCUUAUAACUCUUUACAUCGAGACCAAGGCAGCAGAGUAUAUAGCCAAAAUGACCACCAACCCGAUCUAUGAGCAUCUCGGCUACACAUCACUGCUCAAAGACAAAAUGGUGCACAGACUGAGCCGCGGACGCACUGAGCCUCGCAGGGUUACCUUCCAGAGUGAUGAUAGGAUCUCCUCACCUGUGGUGCAACGGAAUGCAUUGAAAGACACGUCUGAGAAGCUGAGCUCCUAUGAAAAGAUUCACAACUUCAAGGUACAUACCUUCAGAGGGCCGCAUUGGUGUGAGUACUGCGCCAACUUCAUGUGGGGCCUCAUUGCCCAGGGUGUCCGUUGCUCAGAUUGUGGGCUGAAUGUACAUAAACAGUGCUCCAAAUUGGUGCCCAGCGACUGCCAGCCGGACCUGCGCAGGAUAAAGAAAGUGUACAGCUGUGACCUCACCACCCUUGUCAAAGCUCAUAACACCCCACGGCCAAUGGUGGUGGACAUUUGCAUUCGAGAGAUAGAGCUCAGAGGUAUGAAAUCUGAGGGUCUGUACAGAGUGUCUGGCUUCUCAGAGCACAUUGAGGAUGUCCGACUUGCUUUUGAUCGAGAUGGUGAGAAGGCGGAUAUCAGUGCCAGUGCCUAUGCAGACAUCAACAUAAUUGCUGGUGCUUUGAAGCUCUACUUGAGAGACCUCCCCAUUCCAGUCAUUACAUUUGACUUGUACUCCAAAUUUAUUCAAGCUGCAAAACUUCCAAAUGCCGAAUCCAGACUGGAGGCGAUCCAUGAUGUGUUACUGCAGCUUCCCCCAGCACACUAUGAAACCUUACGUUAUCUGAUGGCUCACCUCAAAAGGGUAACAACGUUCGAAAAGUACAACCUAAUGAACGCAGAGAACCUGGGGAUUGUCUUCGGCCCGACUCUCAUGCAGCCUCCGGAGCAGAAUGCUUUGACUACCCUUAAUGACAUGAGGCAGCAGAAACUGGUGGUGCAGCUCAUGAUCGAACAUGAAGAUGUUUUAUUUUGAAGGCCACGGCCUGCAGAGAUGGACACCAUGGACAAUAAUUUAUUCUGUCAAAAGGAAAGUCAAGCCAACUGUACUUAAGUGAAGACUCUGAAAUGUUUGCAAUCAACUGAACUUGAAACACUUUUUUUGUUGCAUGAUGGAUUUAGUUGGUUUUAUUGUUACUGUAAGUUUAAUGUUUGAAAAACUAAAGCAAGAGCAGCAUUUUUUACGUUAAGUAAUGGUUAUGUAAUUUUAUUUCAUUGCUUUCUUCCCUUUGUGUAUAAUUUGAAAACUGCUUCUACCUGGUGUAGACUCAGUCAGAAUGAAAGCACCAUGUUAUAUACAGCACCAACUGUACUUAGUGGCAACCCUGGUAAAGUCUUAAAAAAUAUCUUAGAACCAAAGGUUUUGAAAACUCAAACCUUUAUACAAGACAUUAGAAUCCCAUUGAAUUAUAGCCAUUUCUGCUGUAAAUACUCUUUACAACCCAAUUUAGACAUUAUAACAGCUCUUAUUCCUCCAAAUGUUUCCCGAGGUUGAAGCAUAUAGACGGAGGCAUAUUUUAUGUCGAUUGAGUCUUUUCUUUGUUAAUUUAUCCAAAUGUUUUGGAUCAGUAUCCUACUAAAACACCAAUUUACAACUUAUUUGGCAGAAUCCAUCAGAUAAGUGUUUAAAAUGCUUGUCACUACAAAUGAUUUGGUUUUUCAAAAAAAAAAAACAAAAAAAAAACUUUAGGUAAAUCUGGUUUUUAGACACGCUCUUUCUGUAGUAAAGGUAAAUAAAUGUACUUAUUUUGAUGCUAUUACUCCAACUAGGCUCUCAGGACCUUUGAAAAGGAGACAGGCCCACAGCAUCACAUUUCCUCCACCAUAUUUAACAGUUAAGUCAGUUGCUUACUAAAAGACGUCUUGAUUUCACCUCACCUACUCAACCAGUUACAGUCCUAAUGCAAUUUAAUAGGCUCCAUAUAGUUAGAUUUGUGGUAGCUGGGAAACAAUACUUCAUGCUCAGUGCCACCUUAACCAAAGGUUGGAUAGUAGGUAAUUGUCAUCCUUACAUGUCAGUGCUGCUCCAGUGGGAUUUGUCGUCUGUGUUUAACCCAUCCCUUUAGAAGCAGUGGGCUCUGCCGCUCAUUCAGGGGUUAAGUGUGUGGCUCAGUGGUUGUCAAACCGAGAAACAAGAUGGUAACAGAAAAUUGGAUCCAAAUCAUGCCUUUUUUGUCAGAUUUGUUGUUUUUUUUUAUUAAUAAAAAUUGUUUAGGACAAGAAAGUAAAAUAAACCAUUUUAAACUAAAAGAAGAUAGUGAAAUAAUAGGAUAGUUUGAACAAAUGUUCAGGUUCAUUAGGGGGCUUUUUAGCAUCUUAACCAGGAGGGUCAAAAGGUGUGAGGGGUACUCUGGGACCAGUUUGGAUUAAAUUGAUGAAAGAAGGCUCGGUGCUGUUUAAUCUGAGCAUUUUAGGUCAGACUAAUGUAUGCCCACAUCAUUUUAUUUAUUUUUUUCUGAGAGGGGGGCUGGAACACUGGAAUGAUAUGAUGUAGAUAAAUUAAAACUUAAUGUGUACUUAAAAAAAAGGAGAAACGAGAAAUUCAUGAGGCACUUUUAAUGCGUCAAUUGUAAAGAUUUAUUUUGUAAACAUGUCCAUGCUCUGUGUGUUUCUCCCAGUUUAAUAUAAGAGCUUGGAAAUGCUUGUUUAUGUUCCUGCAGGAGUUGAGUCAGAACAGAAAUAAGUUACUUGGAUCCAUCAUUACUGUGUGGAUUUUUAUUUUAUUUUUUUUUUAGCAAUUAUCUGAUAAAAACAUGUUUCUAUGUUGUCUUGACGGCUGCAACCCAUCAGUCCAACUCUUUUGUGCACUUUGUGGUUGGCAGUGUUGCAGAAUUUGAAUACUGAGACUAUGAUUGGGGAUAUGUUUAAGUAAAUGUUUUUUUUUCUGUCUCAAGCCAGUAAUGUUGCUCGAUGAUCAUCAUCACAGCAGAAGGGCCCGAAGAGGCGCCUGUGCCAAGCAUGUUCCUUUCUAACAUUGUUUAAUGUGAUUAUUGAAUCCUUUCUAUAGAUCCAUUUUAUCAAAAUGUAUUUUUGUGACAGUCGCAAUUCAAAUGUAAUUUAUGAAAUGUUUUAUUAAAGAAUGUACAACU